AUGGUCAUGUUUCAAAAUAAAACUUAAGAAUCAAGAUCUGAACUGCGGCGGCUCAAUGAGGGAACAAUGUUCUGCCUGAAGCCAACAAGAAGGCGUAAGCAGAGACACACUGACACACAAGGUGACGUCUGUUCUAGCAGCUAUCAAACACGAGUCUGUUCUCCGGAGGACUCCCAGCCGGGCGCCCCCUGCUGGUCACUGAUCCAAACUCACUGACGCGCGCCGUCUUCAGGCUGUUGAGAGCGCACAAACGUCAGCUCGAGGUCGCCUCCUCGUGGCCAAUGGUGCUACUUCGUAUAAGCAGCGGGAGUUCGAGAAAGCGACAAGAUCAGCAGACGGAACGAUUGAAUGAGUGCCGAGACGAGGUGACCAAAUCCGAGUGAAAAGAGGGAAGACGGCAGAACAGACAGGCAGGAGGGAGGGUUCCAGUCUCCCCUGCCUUCACAGGGAAUGUCGAGCGGUGACUCGUGUUUUAACACCAAUCGAUGGAGAAGAGAAGAGAAGAUCCCAGAGAAGAGAGCACCAGGGCCGCCCUGCUGCCUGGGCCCUGCCGGACCCGCUGCCUCUCCACACAGCAGCUGCCUCUGCUGGACCUCAGGCCUGAGCAGGAGAAUCUCCACUGGAACAGGGCACAUGGACUUCCUUCACCUCGGGUGUUUCCGUGGCAACUGUGUGCUCAGCAAGGCACUUGUUGUCAACAGAAGAUGAACCUCACAUUCGACAGGUUCCACAGGCGCAGUGCAAGAACGCGGGGGAGACUGUAGGCAGAGGAAGCAGUCAUGGCAGGGCUCCAGCAGCUUCUGGGGGCCUGGUCCUCAUGGGUCUGGAAGUCAAGUUCCUGAGAUGAUGAACAGAUCACUGAAACAAGAGUCUAUUGGAUGGAAGAGAUAAAGACAUUCAUCACAGAUGAGGUAAAGUUGGUCUGACACGAUGACUCGGCCUCGCACGCUGACCGUGACCUCGCCAUCUCACGGGAUCCCAGCCAUGAUUGUCUUCACGUCGCCGUCGCUGCGCAGUUGAGGUAUUCCAGCUCUUCAGUCUCUCAACUGGAAGCGGUCAAUACCAGGAGCGCCGCCACGUCACCGUGGCCCCGGCGGACGUCACGUGACAGCUCCGCGGUGCGUCAACCUUCUCGCUGAUGCCGAACAAUCCGCCGCGCUCUCCGCUAGAUCGGCGGCGGCACAGGGCCGGGCUUGCAAAUCCCUCGUCCCUCCGGUGGGAUCCAAAGGCAUCAGUGGUUGUUGAGGUAACCAAGUCGUCGGCAGAGGAUCUCAAAGAUCUCAGCCACGCAGAGCAGGAUGGUGAUGACGGUGAAGGUGUACAUGGCGCUCAGGAAGAUGGUCUUCUCAAAGUGCUCAGGAACCAUACACUUGGUGACAUUGAAGGUGUGUUCAAGGGCGCUGGCGUCACACAUGUAGAGCGGCAGAACCUGCGGAAGAGAGUCCGACUCAUGGGCCUGGCCUGGGCCUGGAAGUGAGCUGAAGGCACUGACCUGGAAGCCAAACAGGUGGCUCUGCAGCCAGAAGGCGAUGACCUCCAGGACAAUGCGCAGCAGGACUGAGAUGAUGUAGAAGACGGUGUAGACAGGCCGCUCCAGGAUCUCCUCCUGAUCGAUGUUCUUACAGGCAGCGUACAGGUGAAAGACGGCGCCAGGCACCAGGACUGUGACUAGCUGCAGGGCCCAGAAGACCUGCGCACACAGGGCGCCGUUCAGGAGAGGCCACGCGGGCCCAGCCAAGCCCAGCAUGAGAGCGGCGCUGACCCACCUGUGGCGUGAUGGGCCGGAACUGGUUGUAGCAGUACAGGUUGAGCUCCCGGCGGUCCGGGUCGCAGCUGAAGUGCAGCGCCUCAUUCCCGUAGACGGCGAAGCCCAGGACUCCCAGGAAGAACAUUCGGACCGAGCCGAAGAACAAAGUGUGAAACUGUCCAAUCACAGUCGGAGGCCUGAGCUGGACACAGACAAGCAAACACGCCGCGUCACAACACGCACGCCGCACCUAUAGAAACACGGCGUGAAUGCGGAAGGUUCGCGUCGCUGGCGGCCGGCGGCUCGGUACUUACGCAGCCUUCAUAGAAGUUUUUGAUGUAGUUUAGAGACAUGGUUCUAGUGCGGCCCUCAUGUUCGCUGUGAGACCCCCGCAGCCGCCCGGGGGUCUCUGACUCCCAAAGCUACUGUCUCUGCAUCUUUGUUCACCUCUGAUCCCCCAGCAGCGCACGGCCCUGGCCAACAAAGACCCGGCUCUGCCCCUAAUCCCCGGACCCGCGCGUCAGCAGAAAGUGGCCCCCCAAUGAAGAGAGGGGCCCCAGACAAAGACAAUCUGAGCCUUCUGUGUCCCGCUUCGACUCAGUGACUCCAGAAGCAGCAAGCGAGAUGUACGAGUCGUGUUUCUACGUCACGACGUCUAUGACUGAUUUCGCAUCAAAGUUGUCGGCGGAGCUUGUGAGGAGUCUGUCAGCCACACUGAAACACACGGGAAGAACAAGAAUGAGACCACACACCCUGCACUGCAAAUACUUCUGGAAGAGCAUUGCCGCUCCCGCUGUUGUCCCAGAACAAAGUCCGGACCACCAGAUCGAGUCCGGACCAGUGAAAAGUUCAACUCAAAUGAAAUCAAGUCCACACACCAACCGUAAUCCUGGCGGCGUGUUGUUCAUCCCCCCCGUUUUUCCUCUCACAGUCCAGAAGUCAUGCGGUCCGGUGCUGCCCGUGCUCACGCCUGUCAAACGCACACUCACGCGUAAGCUCACUUCCGCUCGCCUUCAUAAUAAGACGCACGGCGGCCGGUUUCGCGCUGCCCUCCUGGGUCGCGUCUUCUCGGCUGUGCACAGCGACUCUGCGCCGAACUGAAGCCCAGAUCCCGGUCGUCACUGCGGGACAAAUGAACCAUGCGCUGUCUGCACCUGAGGAACUGUCAGCACUGCACAGGAAGUGCUGUGGCCGACGGGUUGGUGGACCUGUCAAACGCAGCGGCUGCUUUUCAGUCUGCGUAGAACAUUCGGAUCCAAACCCGAACCCUGGAUAUGUGUGAUGGAAUUGUGCGUGCAAUGUCCGCGGGAUCUUAGAUUAGAUUAGACUAGGUCCCGUGUGGCGGCGUGAGAGUUUCGCCUGAUCGGAGUUCCUCAACUGUUUACACGCCACUUGUUGAGUGAAACUUUGUCACAGGUCGUCUUCCUGACACCACGCGCCUCUCGCUCUCCGUCUCUCUCUCUCGCUCUCUCUCUCGCCGUCUUUCAGUCGCUCCUUCUCGCUCCUUGCCACUUCAUCUUCAGCUGCCGCUGACCGCUCGCCUUCUGAUGGAGGACCUGUUGCUCUCGGACAGCACCGGUCCAAACCUGACCGAGACGCCGGGCUGGUGGUCGUCCUCCGAGGAAGGGGCGUCGGCGCACCUCGUGGUGCGCUGCGUCAUGACCUCGCUCUACACCGUCAUCAUCGGCGUUGGGCUUGUGGGCAACGUCACGCUGGUGAAGAUUCUGGCGGGCUGCAGCGCCAUGAGGAGUGGCCCGAACAUCUUCAUCUCCAGCCUGGCGGCUGGUGACCUGCUGCUGCUCCUCACCUGCGUCCCCGUGGACGCCUCCCGCUUCUUCUCCGAGCGCUGGAUGUUCGGUGAGGCAGCGUGCAAGCUCCUGCCCACCAUUCAGCUCACCUCGGUCGGUGUGUCCGUGUUCACGCUCACCGCGCUCAGUGCUGACAGGUACAAGGCCAUUGUCAAGCCCAUGGACAUCCAGGAGUCCGGUGCUGUCCUGCGGACCUGUCUGAAGGCUCUGUCCAUCUGGCUCCUGGCCGUCCUGCUGGCCCUCCCCGAGGCCGUCUUCUCCCAGGUGGUCUCCAUGCCGGCUCCUGAUAGGAACGGGACCUUUGUGGACUGUGUCCCGUACCCACUGACCAACCAGCUGCACCCAAAGAUCCACUCCGUCAUGCUCUUCCUGGUCUACUUCCUGUUGCCUCUGGCCGUCAUCUCCGGUUACUACGUCCACAUCGCCCGCGCCCUGAUCCGCAGCGCCCACGACCUCCCGGGGGAGCUGAGCCAGCACAGCAGGAGGCAGGUGGAGACUCGGAGGCGUCUGGCCAAGAUCGUGCUGGUCUUCGUGGGCUUGUUUGCCGUCUGCUGGUUUCCCACCCACCUUCUCUACAUGUACCGCUCCUUCCACUACCAGCAGGUGGACCUGUCCCUGGCUCACCUGCUGCUCACGCUCUUCGCCCGGGUGCUCAGCUUCUCCUCAUCCUGCGUCAACCCCUUCGCCCUCUACCUGCUGAGCGAGAGCUUCCGCCACCACUUCAACAGCCAGCUGAAAUGUGGUCGGCAGGCACGGCACAAACGCAAGCCCUCGCACAUCCGCCUCACGUCCAUCAGGAAGACCACGCCCACCGUGGUGGCGACCACCGACGGCGGCCGCCAGGAGGGGGCACUGUGACCUGCGUUUUUGGUGGAACCCAGAUGGUCGUGACACCUCCACCAGCAGGGGGCCGACAGGCAAAGAUCCGACGUCUGCACCAAACACGCUGGGGAGGGUCCGGCCCAACCCAAGUUCUACCUGUGACCCGCUUUGUGACCACGUUCUGAAAAGUGCAGUGUGUUGUGAGGACUGUUGUCUGUCCAGCGCUGCAGCCCCCAUGAUGUCACCGCGUCCGAGUCGCCAGUCUG
Synchiropus splendidus (mandarinfish) is the source of this 4643-nucleotide messenger RNA. It is a transcript of the gene nmbr, whose product is annotated as neuromedin B receptor. Gene Ontology annotation, biological process: G protein-coupled receptor signaling pathway. Gene Ontology annotation, molecular function: G protein-coupled peptide receptor activity. The coding region runs from base 3295 to 4413 and encodes 372 amino acids. The record is from RefSeq and is a predicted model, not a curated record. Gene Ontology annotation, cellular component: membrane. The transcript is spliced from 7 exons. Lineage: Eukaryota; Metazoa; Chordata; Actinopteri; Syngnathiformes; Callionymidae.